This is a messenger RNA of Trematosphaeria pertusa, 2429 nucleotides long. RefSeq lists its product as uncharacterized. The transcript is spliced from 7 exons. Bases 184 to 2334 code for a protein of 716 amino acids. The record is from RefSeq and is a predicted model, not a curated record. NCBI's taxonomy places the organism in Eukaryota, Fungi, Ascomycota, Dothideomycetes, Pleosporales, Trematosphaeriaceae.
ACAGAGUGGAAUGAGAGAAUGCGAUGCGCUUUCACUACGAGGUUGACAUAGGUUGACACGUCAGGAGACGGCCAUGGUGCUCAUGAAAUAAAGCUCCGCGUUUGUCGUCUGGGUGUGGCCGGACGCAACCCAGGACCGAAAAAGUUACUGUGACCUGCUGUCGCAACUAUCGCACCCGUAGACAUGGCUUCGCAUACGCAAGCACCUUCCCGUAAAGAUGAUCGAUCAACGCAGCUUCCACACGGCGAAGGCACGGAGCAGCCAGCUGCUACUCUGACCGAUGAGCAAGUAGAGCAGGCAGCAUCCAUUUUACGUAUUCCUCCCUCGACACUUUUUGCAGCCUUACGUACUCCUCUUGUCAGGGACAGGGGUCUAGGUCACCCUUUACACUCUCAUGCACCAACACCAGGACAACCGCUACUCUCAUUCCGGAGUCCUCAGGAUGACACUAUCCCUGCAACUGACUCGAUUGUUUGGGCAAAUGAGUAUCCAAGAGCAAUCUAUGCACCUUCCGGAGGGUUCCCGCGCUCAUUCGAUGCUCCUUUGCCUGCUGCUAACCUGUCGAACGAUGCCAACUCGUUCACCUGGGGCGAUAUCCUUGCGCCCAUCUCUCACGAGGCAGUCCCAUGCACUACGGAUGCGGCCGAGGCCGGACAAACAUACCUCUCAUAUAAACCUAUUUCUAUAGCUCAAGAGACGAGACCGGAAACCUUCCCAGACGAUGGCGUUGUUACUGGCCGUAUCAUGGAACUCCCGGAUUCUAUUGAGGAGAGCAGCAACCCGACACAGGCCCUGGCUCUUCCACUCUCAGACGCAGUAAUCAUAUCGCCUAAGACUCCUUCGUCUUCUACCGUCCAAGAUGCACCAAGCGGCCCGUUUGGAGCGGCAGCCACUCCUGCGAACACUAGCGUGCUUGAGAGCGAAAAGCAACUAGUGGCCAAUGCAAUGUACGGGCCUUGCAGCUAUACCUGGAGACUCCCCACGAAAGCAAGAGGUGGUCGAGAAGCGACUGGGCAAGCGCCUGGGAAACGAAAGCGACAGAGCGAGAACGAAACCCCUCGGCCCCGUCAAAGAGGCCCGUUCCAGGACUCUGCAGCACGACAAAAUGCCGCAUUGACGCGGCGGCUCAAAGCCUGCAUCCGGUGUCAGCUCCAGAAGAUCUCGUGCAAGCCCGAUCCGAAUAAUCCUUCCGGCUCGUGUCUCACUUGUCCUCAAACAGAAAGUCGUGGGUUGACGAAGCAGAGAUGCUUCCGAUACAGGAUCACGGACGCCUCGCUGUUCCGCGACCAAAAACGGCCGAACCCGAUCUGGACGAAAAGAUGGGAUAGCAUGGACAUCAAAGACAUCACAACAUGGAAAUCAUCAAACAUGAAGACAAUCCAGCUCACUCACGGGCUGGGUGAUGUUCGUUACACCCUCCGACUCCGCGAAUUUCAGCCCCUUGAGGGAGACAUGCUGUACGAAGAAUGGUGGAACGGACACGUGCUCAAGAAGCAUCCCAUCCCGCCUUUCGCUAUUGCCAACAUGAGCGAAGCUGCUUCAGAGCUCAACAGAUACGUCGAAAACGCCAUUGCGCCCUUCAUUAUUGGCGCCGUAGGGCACUCGGAUCCGCUUAUUUGGGAGACGUACGAGAUGGCUGUCAAACAUGCAUGGACUUCUCCGAGAGAUGAAGAGAGAGGUCUCCUGAAGAAUGUCCUUCGACUUUGGGUGACAUCAAGGAUGACUAGCCUUUACGAGAAGAUUUGCAGCGAGGAGAAAGUUGGCACUGUGGUCGAGGAUGCGGCCAGCCCGUUAUAUGGAACCGUGCCUGUUGCCCCGGUGAUUUGCGCACAGCUGGAAGUCAUCACCUUCUCAACCCUGCAACGGCCGUUGAAAGAGCGUGUCCUGAAAGCUCUUGAGAAUAUGCUCAGAGCAAACGACCGCCGCAACUGGCUGACCAUCUAUCUCACGCUGUUUAUCCUGCUGCAUAGCUGCUCAAUGACUACAUUCCGCGACGCUGAAUGGGCAAGGCAGAUGAACUACCCGACCAUGUUCGCGAACCCGGAGAGUAUCACUGCCCACCAUGUAGGGAUGCUGACCAUGCUCGCUUUCUUCCACUACUGUAAUCGCAACAAUCACCCAUUCAAAUUAGCACAAGAUCCUAACAAAGCAUCCGAGCUGCUUGCUGUGGGAAUUACGCCGGAGCAAGUUGAGUUCAUCAGGAAGACUGCCGGCUGGAUUGCGCAGAAACGGAACCACAUUGAGCACACAAGACAAGCGAGAGAUUAUGGUGAUCAUUAUUACUUUACAUCUCAGCUGUACGAUGAGGAUUGGGAGCCCACGCCGAUUGCGUGACUCACAGGAAGAGAAAAUUUGGCGUUACUGGUGUCAUUCAAUUGCUGUCGUUACUGUACGUUAGGAUAUUACUUAAGAAAAAAUAACUGGAUAUC